Saccostrea echinata is the source of this 1682-nucleotide messenger RNA. Its product is annotated as integrase/recombinase xerD homolog. The coding region runs from base 293 to 1657 and encodes 454 amino acids. Gene Ontology annotation, biological process: DNA integration; DNA recombination. The transcript is spliced from 3 exons. NCBI's taxonomy places the organism in Eukaryota, Metazoa, Mollusca, Bivalvia, Ostreida, Ostreidae. The record is from RefSeq and is a predicted model, not a curated record. Gene Ontology annotation, molecular function: DNA binding.
UUAUCUCGGGAUCAAUUGCCUAUUUUUGAUCGAUGACACCAUUGUCUUAAUAUACAGCCAAUCAGCGUGGCUUCUCCCAAUCACGUGACCAUUGUUUAUUUAUUUACCAGAGGAAAAAGCCACGCUAAAUUGCAAGGGAAAAUUUUGUCGAAAAAAAACGCAUUUCCAGUUGGUUCUACGUAAAUUAUGUAGUGCUACAGUUUCCGUCCCUUGCUGUGAUCAUUUAUUAACGUGAAGUGCCAGAUAUUUCACAACAGGAAAGGAGUUUCACUACAUUUUUCAGUGUACAGCCAUGCCUCCAAAGAGGGGACAGAAGUCCUCAGGUGCUACAACAGCCAAAAAGCGAAGGGCAGUCCAACCGACAGAAGGAAGUCAAGCCAUAUCACUAGACCUGCCGCCUGUGGGACCACCUGCUCAAAACAAUGGACUCACAAACAUUGACUAUGACAAAUUAGCUGUGGCAAUUCUAAAGCACUCACAAGGGCACAAUGGGCUAAACGUUCCAACUCAGGAGGCCCCUUCAGUGCCAGGACCUACGUCCCACUCAGCUGACACAUCACCAAAACCUACAGCAGAUCCACAACCACCUUCAGUUCCAGGUCCUUCAUCUCUGCAACCAACAAACAGUGUGUCAAGUUCAACGCCAUUGUUGGGGGAUCUGUUAGAUCAAGUUUUUGCAGGAAGCCUUCCAGAUAGCCCCUCAUCUCAGUCCUGUACAGACAGAAGUUCCCAAGGACCUCUUAACAAUUUGAAUCCAGUCUGCAUGAAACUACUAGAAUCUGCUCUCUCAUCAUCAACCUCAAAAGUUUAUCGCCGAAGUUGGAAUUUGCUCCUCAAAUGGAAACCUGACAUAUCACUUCCAGUCUCAGUGACAGAUGUUUGUAACUUCAUAGGCCAUUUAUUUCUUCAAAAUUACUCACCCAGUACAAUUUUUUCCCACAUUUCAGCUAUCAGUUUCAUUCACAAGUUAUGUAGUAUCUCAGACCCUACUCAAGCCUUUGUGACCAAAAAAAUUCUUAAAGGGUGUCAAGCUGUAGGCUCAAGGAGGGACACACGCCUGCCUAUCACAGCAACUAUCUUACAGAAACUCAUUGCAGCCUUAGAACACACUGUGUCUCAGUAUUCACUCAGACUUCUUUUGCAAGCACUUUUCUUGGUAGCCUUUCAUGCUUUUCUGAGAUUAGGGGAAAUAACAGCGAAAUCAGUUAAAGCUACGAAUUGUAUUUUACAGAGGUCUGACAUCACAUUCAAACAGGAAAACGCUUUGUUAGAGGGAGUUCAAAUAAUUAUGAGGGAUUAUAAAACGAAUAAACACCAUGCUCCAAUAAUCAUUUUCCUUCAAGCAUGUCCCAGUUCCUUAUACUGUCCAGUUAAGGCGUUGCAUAAGUAUCUUGCCUUGUACAAACAUACAUCCGGGCCAUUGUUCCAGACCAUGGAUGGCUUGCCAAUUACAUACUCGGUUGCUACUUCACAUCUCAAAGCAGCAAUUCAGUUUAUUGGACUAAGUCCGGAUCAAUUUAAAGGUCACAGUUUCAGAAUUGGGGCAGCAACACAUGCAGCCUCACUUGGUUUUUCAGACAAUGUCAUUCAAAAACUGGGAAGGUGGAAUUCCGAUGCUUUUAAGCACUACAUUCGUAUUAAGUCCUUUCAUCUAUAAGUAAUUGACAUGCUCAAAUUUUUAG